This is a messenger RNA of Serinus canaria (Common canary), 998 nucleotides long. Its product is annotated as histone H1.11L-like. Lineage: Eukaryota; Metazoa; Chordata; Aves; Passeriformes; Fringillidae. Gene Ontology annotation, biological process: nucleosome assembly. Gene Ontology annotation, molecular function: structural constituent of chromatin; DNA binding. The transcript has a single exon. Gene Ontology annotation, cellular component: nucleosome. The record is from RefSeq and is a predicted model, not a curated record. Bases 1 to 669 code for a protein of 222 amino acids.
AUGGCUGAGACCGCUCCCGCCGCCGCUGCUGAGACUGCGCCCGCAGCCCCGGGCCCCGCCGCCAAGGCCGCCGCUAAGAAGCCGAAGAAGGCGGCGAGCGGCUCCAAAGCCCGCAAGCCCGCGGGGCCCAGCGUCACCGAGCUGAUCACCAAGGCCGUGUCCGCCUCCAAGGAGCGCAAGGGGCUCUCGCUCGCCGCGCUCAAGAAGGCGCUGGCCGCCGGCGGCUACGAUGUGGAGAAGAACAACAGCCGCAUCAAGCUGGGGCUCAAGAGCCUCGUCAGCAAGGGCACCCUGGUGCAGACCAAGGGCACCGGCGCCUCCGGCUCUUUCCGGCUCAACAAGAAACCCGGAGAAGUGAAGGAAAAAGCCCCCAAAAAGAAAGCUUCGGCAGCUAAGCCCAAGAAGCCGGCUGCCAAGAAACCCGCCAGCGCUGCUAAGAAGCCCAAGAAGGCCGUGACAGCGAAGAGCCCUAAAAAAGCCAAGAAGCCAGCAGCCAAAAAGGUAGCCAAGAGUCCUAAGAAAGUGACAAAGGCUGCUAAGCCCAAAAAAGCGGCGGCAGCAGCGAAGAGCCCGGCUAAGGCAAAAGCGGUGAAGCCUAAAGUAGCCAAGCCAAAAGCUGCAAAGGCAAAAGUGGCCAAGGCAAAGAAGGCAGCGCCCAAGAAGAAGUAAGGCUUUCAAAGAAGUCUUGCUCUACAUUUAAACCCAACGGCUCUUUUAAGAGCCACCCAAGUUUUCCUGAAAAGUGCUGAAAUCAUACAGUUAAGUGUUCACAUAGAAAAUUUUUUUUAUUAAGUGUGGAGUUGAUUUGUAAGAGUUACACAAAUUCAUGAUUUUUAAAGGUCAAAUAGGGGUGAAACUGUUCAUGAAACACGAUAGUUGUGAAAUUUUGAUGGAUGGCAUUGAGAGCAAUUUCAAUGCCUAGUGGUGCAGUUUCUGUUUCAACCUGGGUACUUAGAGAAGGAAGGAUGGUCAAAGAAGGGGCGCUAAUAAAAACUUAU